Molecule: messenger RNA, 1743 nt
Organism: Postia placenta MAD-698-R-SB12
Lineage: Eukaryota; Fungi; Basidiomycota; Agaricomycetes; Polyporales; Adustoporiaceae
Exons: 4
Coding region: 1-1743 (580 amino acids)
Source: RefSeq, a predicted model, not a curated record
AUGGCCUCGUCAGGAAAUGUGGAUCAUAUCUCCGCUGAAUCCAAGACUCAUUCAAUAUCAUGGACUGCUGAGGAUGCGCAGCAGGUCAGGAUUUACUUCAAAGUGUUCCACAGCCAAAUACUACAGACUGCUGGCAUCGUGGAAAGCAUAGUCACACAUGCUCAUCGCGUAUCGUCCAUCGAAACGGCUACACUGGCAAGAGUCAGUAGGACUUUCACGGAUCCAGCUUUGAACGCUCUAUGGAGACACCUUGAAAGCUUCCUCCCGCUGCUCAAAUUGUUCUCUGGACUGAACAGCGUUACCUUGGAAUGUACGCAAACUGAGGAGGGAUGUUUGGCGAGUGUAUACUACCUAACGAAUAACAUUCUCCCUGCAGAAUGGGAUCGGUUCCAGGCACAUAUUGGACGCGUGCGCAAGAUCGGCAACCACUCAGAUCUGGAACGCGCUAUAAUCAUCCACCCGUCUGUGUACCAGCAGCUCUACUUGAAGAACAGGUGCAUGGCGCUUCUGCCUCAUGUCAACGAGACUUGUUGGCAUCCCGCAUCAAUCCUGGAUACCGAACUACUCUUCAUAGUUCCUCGGUCGCUCGAGGCGCUGGCAAUCGACGUUCGGCGGGCAUACUUCCCGUUGUCUUUGGACGCAUUUAUAGGGAAAGGCGCCGGGCUGAAUAAAGACUUCGGGGUGCAGCUGAGGCAGAUGCUGCAGCUGACACCAACCCUGAGACUGUUAACUGUAUCCGGCGUAGGAUACGCCGCGCUGGCAGCAUCCGUAUCAACAUGCUCGCAUUUGCGCACCCUGCGUGUAGUCACUCACGGGGAACAUAAUACGGACGCUGAACUGGAUAUCACUUUCCUCCAGGCUAUCCAGUCCCUCGAGUACCUAGCGCAACUCCGGCUCAAAUGGGUUUCAAUGCCUGAUUCUCCUAUCUUCCAGUCAUAUCCGCUCGCCGCCUUACAAGAGCUCUCGAUUCAUGGUGAUACGCAGUCCUUGGAGAGACUACUGGCCAUCUUGGAACUGCCCAUGAUCCGGUCUCUUUACUUGACUACAUACCCAUACGUGCGAACCGACGAAGCAGACAUCAUCCUUCUGCAGUAUCAUGAAUUCUUUGCUGCCGUUGCCGCUACAACCUUGUCCACUCUCACGUUUCUGGACGUGUGCGUGCCGGAAGAAUGGGGAAGCUAUCCGGAGGACGGUUCGGAGGCGAACUUGCGCUUCUCGCUGCGUGGGUUGAUCAAACCACUGUUUCAACUGAAGAGGCUGAAGAAGCUCAAGUUGGCGGUCACAGCGUCCCUAUCAGUAUCCCCCGAGGACAUCCGCAGCGUAGCCAAUGCCUGGCCUGGCCUGAAGUCGCUAGUGCUCUGUCCGUGUGGUCAACGCUCCUCCGUUAGCUCCCUCGUCCCAUUCGCUCGACAUCUGCCGCUCUUGGAAACACUCUCCCUGCAGAACUUUAAUAUAGACAGCAUUGAAGAUCGGCAAGCUUGUCAAGCCAUGCCGCAUCCACUGGAGCACAUUGCGCUCUUGGGGUUGGGCGAUAAGUACGAUGUCGUCAAAUUGGCUAAGCUCAUAAACUAUCUGUUUCCUGGCGCGGACGCCAUGUUCCCGCACGAGGACUCUUUGUGGCGCCGGGUUUCCGGACUUCUCACUCGGCCGCAGGUAACUCGCGGGAGGAGGCAGGGCGGCCACAACACGGAAGUACUUGUAGCCAUAUGCGACCAACUUGGAGGCCCAUGGACCACGAUAUGA